Messenger RNA from Seminavis robusta, 2328 nucleotides. The record is from the annotation of a GenBank genome assembly. Lineage: Eukaryota; Bacillariophyta; Bacillariophyceae; Naviculales; Naviculaceae.
CGCUGAUGUCAGCGUUUCAGAAAAUCACUCUGUUGGCUUAUUUCGAUUAGCAGCACCGAGAACACCUCUCUCGCCAUUCACAAAGCAAACAGACAUUCAAUCGACGACGGACCUCCCAUGGCCUCCUUGGUAACAGGGAGCUGACACAGUGCCUGGCUUAUAGUAUACGGCAGCCUGGUAUAGUUCUGGUUAGGUGGGAAGUAAGAAAACAAUGUCUGAAUUGAGAAUGGAGUACAACAAGUCUUCCAAGUCUUCUCGUUCCUCCAAGUCGGGCAGUCAGAGCGGAAAGAGCAAAGGGAUGUUCACGUCUUACUUCCGCAACAAGCAACGUCGGGAUGCCGAGAAGAAGGAAGAACGACGACAAUUAGCCGAAGAAAAGCUGAGAGUCAUGUUGGCUCCGGUGCAAUUCAGUGAGGAAGAAGAAGAGCGAUUGCGAGAACUCAAACGGUACAAACGAUGGAAGAAACUCCAACAAGAACAAGAAGAACGCCAACGUGAGCUCAAAUCCAAAGCCAUGCCAUCAAUCCCAGAAACUCAAAUAGUUACUUCAGUAACACUGGAGGAUGAAAUUCUCGUUCCAAAACCAUUGCCAAGACGAAGACGCCACAGUAAAAGCAGACGACCAAUGGUCUACACACAACGAAUCGUCCAACAAACCAUGAAAGCACUUCAUCAACAUACAUGGGAACAACGAGUGGCAGUGGUCACGUCACUGAUGGCACUGCUAUUUAUCAGUCUACACGCCGAUAUACUGGGACCCAGAGUGUUGCCCCAACAACUCUUUCUCGACAAUAGUCAAGUGCCGUGGUACAUUAUUGUACUCAAAGACUGGGGCACGUUUUGUCACAUCAGUACCUGCUCGCUGAUCCAUUUCGCACUCUGCGAUAUUUCACUCAUUUACGCCUUUGAGUCCAUUGAGGUUGGAAAAAAGACGGGUCCCAAAGUCAAGGAAUUCUACCGAGAAAAGGUACAUGUUGUUGUUGCGGCACUCUCGGGAGGAAUUGUGGCACUUAGCAUCUGCAAGGCGCUCCUGGAGGCAUGGUUCCGCAUGUUGCGAGAAUUGCUCGAAACAGCCAUUAGUUUGGUGGGUCAUGGAAAGGGAGCUUGCGCUUCUCUCUAUCAUCACAUUGGAAAUGCUCCACAACAUAUUCUCAAUGGUCUCGCCAAGCUGGGACACAUUGCCAUGCGGCCGUCCGAAUGGAUCUCCUCCGUCUGUUCGGGACUCGCACGCUUGCUCACGGGGCUCUGUAUUUGGGUUCUUGCUGUAGUGAUCCCAUUUGAUUCCGAUGAUCGACCCUUGGUGAUGCGCAUGAUGAUGGCUCGAUCCCACGAGGAUCCCAAACAACAUGAGCAAACAGCCGCGGCACUGCAUGAACACGACAACAACUCGACUAUGGGGGAGACAAUUGCCGCAUUGAAUGCGACACUGAUCAACAUAACACUCAACAACAGCAAUGCAACUCUGGUCAACAUGCCAAAGGCAGAAGAUGUCAUUUACUGGCGCAAUGAUGCCUUUGAGACUUGUCGGUAUCUGCUCUCGCAUUCUGCCUUUUUCCUAGUGUCACUGCUGGUCGCCAUGCAUUAUUACACUCGAGGCUACCGGCACAAGUGCCAAAAUUCUGCCUUGCCGGGAAUGAGGGGCAACGAUGAGGCCUCCUUUCUGGAGGACCACAGCUCUAUUCGAACAACACCGUCGUUGGCUCGUGAUGAAACGGAACUACAUGCAAACCUGUCGUCGGACACGUCCAUGGAAACAUCGUCCACCAUUGCCGCAACGAGACCAACCUCCAUUACAGUCACAAUUGCAGCGGAUUACUAAGGACAAAGCGUGGAACAAAGCAAGGAAAUAUGACGUGGCUGAUUUUCGCAAGAGGACUUUCUGGGUGGGAUUUAGUCUGUUCGAUGGGAAAGAGCUGUCAGGAAGUUCAGUGCGCAAGCUGAUGAAAGGAAGAGGGUGUCGAAGGAUGGAAACUAGAAGCCUUUCGGUCGCGAAAGUACCUUUGGACACAAUGAACACACAACAAACGUACCGUAGCCAGACACAGGGGAGUCGGAAAUUCAUUGUUUCCUGGUGAUUGAAACAGAUUGGUGUUUCUUGUUCAACUCUGCCUGCGUAUGAAUCCGUUGCAUAGAGCAGGCAAAGAAAUCCAACGCGCAGGCUGUGGGUUGUCAGUCGUAUCACAUUCCUUUUAUUACAAGUGACUCCGUCACUCAAUCUAUAGUUGCAACAGCAUUGUCUGUAGUAGCAAGAAAUUUCUAGGGAGUGUUGUCUCACUGCACACAUAGUUUCCCGCAUUGCUUGCUCGCUAGGGCAGCAGUACCUCUACU